AUGGCGAGCUUAGGAGGUAAAGUAGUACCAAACUUACGAGAUAAAUUUCGAAUAGUAUCCAAGGACUCGGUGCACUGGUUCCCUGGUCACAUGAGAAAGGGUCUGCGUCAGAUGCAGCAAAACUUAAAGAACGUCGACUGCAUAAUAGAGGUCCACGACGCGCGGGUACCAAUUUCGGGCCGUUGCCGAGACUUCAGAACCACUGUCAGCGGAUUGAAGCCGCACAUCUUAGUCCUGAACAAGAAGGACCUGGCAGACCUGACCAGAGCGGAGGAGUACCGCAAAAAUUUAGCUUCGGAGGGGUUCGAGCACGUGAUCUUCACCAACUUCAAGGACCAGAAGUGCCAAGGGAUGCAGUCGAUCCUCCCUCUGGCUAUUAAAUUAAUUGAAAAUUCUCCCCGCUAUAACAGAGCAGUAAGUCCGGAUUUCUCCGCGAUGAUUAUCGGAGUCCCUAAUGUGGGGAAAUCCUCGCUGAUAAACCGGCUGAGGAACAAAUAUUUGAAUAAAAAAAAUGCUACUGCUGUUGGAGCGGUCCCGGGAAUCACAAGGUCGGUGUUGACUAGGAUUAAAAUCUCCGAGAAGCCGCCGGUGUUUGUUCUAGACACUCCGGGGAUCCUCACGCCUUAUGUAAGGGAUGUUCUUUCCGGAUUAAAAUUAUCUCUGGUCGGCUGUCUCCAGGACCACUUAGUAGGCCAGGAAAUAAUCGCGGACUUUCUGCUGUUCUGGCUGAACAAGCAGAAAAAAUUCGAGUACGUUAAUCAGCUGAAGCUGUCCCAGCCUAAUGAUAAUAUCCUCGAAGUCUUGACAGAGAUUGCGAUGAACUUGAACAGGACCAAGAGGAUCAGGAACUUUGAUGGCCAGAGGAUCAUCAGGCCUGACUAUAUCUUCGCUGCGGAGCAUUUUAUCAAGACGUUCCGCAAUGGAGAGCUGGGCCCUGUUUGUCUUGACGAUGAUAUUGUUUAG
Molecule: messenger RNA, 963 nt
Organism: Cotesia congregata
Lineage: Eukaryota; Metazoa; Arthropoda; Insecta; Hymenoptera; Braconidae
Source: the annotation of a GenBank genome assembly